GUGGGCGGGCGGCCCAGGUCUCGGCUGUGACCCGAGCGGUGCCGCUGCGCGGCCUCAGCUCCGGCCAUGGGUCUCCUGUCGGACCCGGUGCGCCGGCGCGCGCUCGCCCGCAUCGUGCUGAGACUCAACGCGCCGCUGUGUGUGCUGAGCUAUGUGGCCGGCAUCGCCUGGUUCCUGGCGCUGGCUUUCCCGCCGCUGACCCAGCGCACCUACAUGUCGGAGAACGCCAUGGGCUCCACCAUGGUGGAGGAGCAGUUUGUGGGCGGAGACCGCGCCCGGGCCUUCGCCCGGGACUUCACGGCCCACCACAGGAAAUCAGGGGCUCUGCCAGUGGCCUGGCUGGAGCGGACGAUGCAGUCAGUGGGGCUGGAGGUCUACACGCAGAGUUUCUCCAGGAAACUGCCCUUCCCUGAUGAGACCCACGAGCGCUAUAUGGUGUUGGGUACCAAUGUUUAUGGCAUCUUACGUGCUCCACGUGCUGCCAGCACGGAGUCCCUGGUCCUCACUGUUCCCUGUGGCCCAGGCUCUACUAAUAGCCAGGCUGUGGGGUUGAUGCUGGCACUCGCUGCCCAUUUCCGAGGGCAAAUUUACUGGGCCAAAGAUAUCAUCUUCCUGGUGACAGAACAUGAUCUUCUGGGCACUGAGGCUUGGCUUGAAGCUUAUCAUGAUGUCAAUGUCACAGGCAUUCAAUCAUCUCCCCUUCAGGGCCGGGCUGGGGCCAUCCAGGCAGCCGUGGCCCUGGAGCUGAGCAGUGAUGUGGUUACCAGCCUUGAUGUGACUGUUGAGGGCCUCAAUGGGCAGCUGCCCAACCUUGACCUGCUCAACCUCUUCCAGACUUUCUGCCAGAAAGGGGGACUGCUGUGUACACUCCAGGGCAAGCUUCAGCCCCAAGACUGGACAUCGCUAGAUGGGCCACUGCAGAGCCUGCAGACAUUGCUGCUCAUGGUUCUGCGACAGGCCUCUGGCCGCCCUCAUGGCCCCCAUGGCCUCUUCCUGCGCUACCGUGUGGAGGCUCUGACACUGCGUGGCAUCAAUAGCUUCCGCCAGUACAAGUAUGACUUGGUAGCAGUGGGCAGGGCUCUGGAAGGCAUGUUCCGCAAGCUCAACCACCUCUUGGAGCGCCUACACCAGUCCUUCUUCUUCUACCUGCUCCCUGCCCUCUCUCGCUUCGUCUCCAUCGGCCUCUACAUGCCUGCAGCUGGCUUCUUGCUCCUGGUCCUUGGACUCAAGGCUCUGGAAUUGUGGAUGCAGCUACAUGAGGCUGGAGUGAACCCUGAAGAGGCUGGGGGGCCCUCUAACCCCGCCCCCACCCUGCCUGCAGCACAGGGUGUGAGCCUAGCCUCUCUUGUGGCUCCCUUGCUGAUCUCUCAGGCUAUGGGUCUAGCCCUGUACAUUCUGCCUGUGCUGGGCCAACAUGUGGCUGCCCAACACUUCCCAGUGGCUGAAGCUGAGGCUGUGGUAUUGACACUGCUGGCAAUAUAUGUAGCUGGCCUGGCUCUUCCACACAACACCCAUCGGGUGAUGAGUUCACAGGCCCCAGACCGGGGCUGGAUGGCGCUAAAACUAGUGGCCCUGAUCUACCUAGCACUGCAACUGGGCUGCAUCUCCCUCACCAACUUCUCCUUGGGCUUCCUGUUGGCUGCCACCAUGGUACCUGCUGCUGCACUCAUCAAUCCCCAUGGGCCUCGGUCUCUGUAUGCCAUCCUGCUGGUGCUGACAAGCCCAGCAGCCACACUCUUGGGCAGCCUGUUCCUGUGGCGGGAGCUACAGGAGAUGCCACUGUCAUUGUCAGAAGGCUGGCAGCUCUUCCUAGCAGCACUGGCCCAGGGUGUGCUGGAGCACCAUACCUACAGUGCCCUGCUCUUCCCACUGCUGACCUUGGGCCUAUACCCCUGCUGGCUGCUCUUCUGGAAUGUGCUCUUUUGGAAGUGAGGUCUGCUGCCUGGACACCCAGCUGGGGCAGGGCUCCCCAAACCCCCAUUCUACCUCCUCCCUGGGAAAUAAACAAAUGCUCUGUUUCUA
Molecule: messenger RNA, 2022 nt
Organism: Jaculus jaculus (lesser Egyptian jerboa)
Lineage: Eukaryota; Metazoa; Chordata; Mammalia; Rodentia; Dipodidae
Gene: Gpaa1
Product: glycosylphosphatidylinositol anchor attachment 1
Exons: 12
Coding region: 67-1932 (621 amino acids)
Biological process (GO): attachment of GPI anchor to protein
Cellular component (GO): GPI-anchor transamidase complex; membrane
Source: RefSeq, a predicted model, not a curated record